AUGGACAUCAUUAUGGAUGGCCCCCGAGGUUUGGCUCUCUUUUCUUUCCUUUCAGAAGUGAUAAUCCGUUAUAACUGUCACCAGCAAACUAGCAAAGUAGUAUUUGGUAAAGCAAUUUCUUCUUAUGAAACGCUCUUAUACUUGGUGCUCGUUGAUCCUUCGCAAAAACAUGGCUUUUGCAGUCGGGCGGAUUUUAGUAAGGAACCAGCUUUUAGCUGGAUGAAUACAUUGUCUGAAGAAGUAAAGGGGGCGAUUAAACGCACGAGAAUCAUGUUUUGUAAUGGGUAUGGCUUUGAUGACUUAUCCCCUGAUGUUAUAGUCUCAGCCGUGGAGAAUGCUGUUGAAGUCGGUACAUCGGUGUUCUUUGAUCCCGAGCCACGAAGGAAGAGUCUUUUAAGUGGAACCGCGGAAGAGCAAAAAGCACUUAGGCAUUUAUUGAGGAUGAGUGAUGUCCUCAUUCUAACAGCUGAUGAGGUUGAAUCUUUAACCGGCAUAGCUAACCCGAUUCUAGAAGGGCAUGAGUUGUUGAAGAAAGGAAACCGUGCUAAAUGGGUGGUUGUGAAGAUGGGCUCUAAGGGUUCGAUUCUGAUAACCAAGUCAGAUAUUACUUGUGCGCCUGCAUUUAAGGUUAAAAUCAUAGACACUGUUGGGUACGGAGAUAGUUUUGUUGCUGCUAUUGCAUUCGGCUUUAUACAUGACAUUCCGUUGGUUAUUACAUUAGCAUUCGCGAAUGUCGUGGGUGCAGCUGCCGUCGUGGGUUGUGGUGCUGGUUGGAACGUAGCGACGUUGAAGAAAGUGGUGGAACUGAUAGAAACACCCGACCUCAAUGAGGACGAUAAGUUCUGGAACGAGCUAUUAGGUGAUCAUCUCAACUAGCAGGAGGUCGCGUUUCUGUCGAAAACAGUCUUAAACGGAAGCAAUGAUAGGGUGAAGCAUGUUAUAUUGUAAAACGUGGUUUCGGAACUGCUGCCUAAGCUUACAACUAAUCAAUUGGAGGGAACACUGUCAUCUUGAUGGGAUUGCAAAA
Hibiscus syriacus is the source of this 1027-nucleotide messenger RNA. RefSeq names its product fructokinase-1-like. The record is from RefSeq and is a predicted model, not a curated record. The coding region runs from base 1 to 876 and encodes 291 amino acids. The transcript is spliced from 5 exons. Lineage: Eukaryota; Viridiplantae; Streptophyta; Magnoliopsida; Malvales; Malvaceae.